Messenger RNA from Aspergillus ochraceoroseus IBT 24754, 764 nucleotides. RefSeq names its product putative isochorismatase family hydrolase. Bases 1 to 714 code for a protein of 237 amino acids. The record is from RefSeq and is a predicted model, not a curated record. Lineage: Eukaryota; Fungi; Ascomycota; Eurotiomycetes; Eurotiales; Aspergillaceae. The transcript has 4 exons.
AUGCGUUUUAUCGAAGCCUUCCAGACGGCCCUUGUCCUGGCUGCCUCUACCACCGUCCAAGCAUGGAACAGACUGGACAAAGAAAACGCGGCCCUUCUUAUUAUUGACCACCAGGUGGGACUUUCCCAGCUGGUUCGGGAUUACAGUACCAAUGAUUUCCGGAACAACAUGCUGGCACAUGCUGCCUUGGGAAGCGUGUUUGACAUCCCAGUGGUGAUGACUACAUCUUCUGAUGAGGGUCCCAAUGGCCUCAUGCUCAAGGAGAUCCGGGAGAUGUACCCUAACACGACCCUUAUCCGCCGUCAGGGCGAAGUCAAUGCAUGGGACAACAGCGAAUUCCGUAAGGCGGUAAAGGCUACAGGCAAGAAGCAGCUCAUCAUUGGUGGCAUUGUCACUGAAGUCUGUACUACUUUCUUGGCCCUUUCCUUGGUUGAUGAGGGCUAUGAAGUCUAUGCAAAUACCGAGGCUAGUGGAACUUUCGAUGCCCGCCUGGCAGAGGAUGCCAAUCGUCGAAUGGAGAAGGCAGGCGUCACCCUGAUGGGGUUCUUCGCUAUCGUUUGCGAUCUGAUGCGAGACUGGCGGAACACUCCUGGCCUGACCCAACUGCUUCCCUUCCUUGAUCAGUACCAGUUUGCCUAUGGAUUGGUGGCCCGGCACCACGCUGGAGCCAUUGUGAACGGAACACUUGCCUCGAUUGAGGAGGUCCUAAUCUAAGCAUGAAGCUUCGAUUACAAGGUAUGGGAUGCAGAUACAGCAGUUGUACG